CUGUGACGAAGGUGGCGUCAUAUGUUUCUCUCGCUCGCUCGUCUCGCUGUCUGUGAAGGAAGAAGGAAGAGCAAUGGCGACGCUGUACCGCCGCGCGCUCACACUGCACACAGGAGCCACAACACACACUAUCUUUACUCUGAUACUGCUGGGAAGAAGGUCUUGAAGGGUUCAGAGGUGAUCAAACUCAGUAAAGCAGAUAUGCUUUUGUAUGGUCACGUCCCAACCCAUGAGGAUUUCAGACCCGUCGUUUGCGAUGCCUGCAACAAAGUCAUUAAGCCUCAGGACGUCCUGACUCAUUACGGUAGUUGGGGAAUAGUUGAACAGUGAGUAGAGAGGACAGCGUCCACCUCGAGCCCUCCAGAGCCAUGCAUAGCAAGAACCAGAGGAGACACUGCUCGCCCAGCAGCUCCAGGACCCCUCUGGUUCCUGUCAAGGCCAAGAUGUCGGUGGGCCAGAGCGAGGUGGAGCCCCUUCCCUUCCGGGUUCCUCGCGAUUACCCACACUCACGCUUCAGCAAGGCGCCACUGGCCGUCUAUCCGCCCAAAGGAGCCCGAGCCAAGGCCUGCGUGUCUUUACCUGUGGUGAGUUUGGAGAAGAUGCCGUGUUUCAGCCGAUCGGAGGGAGCGCACAUCAAAGUCAACUCCACAUCUCCCACGCCAGGUUCUUCUCUUUCUUUCUCCUCCACGUCUUCCUCUCCAUCUUCCGCUCCUCUCAAGUCCUCCUUGACGUCACCAGCAUCUCACAAGAACCAGGAGAAGUUCCUGAACGGUCGCGGUCCUGUGACGCCUCGCUCCACCACGCCCCCCACGCUGAUUGACAGGCGGCCCAGCCCAUCACGGUCGCCCUUGGAGAAACGGCCCGCCCCCUCGCCCUCGCCCUCCCCACAGGACAGGAGACCCGCGGCCUCCACGUCUCCAUCCCUAUUGGACCGGAGACUGAUAGUCCCUCCUUCUCCACCAGACAAGAAGCAUCAGAACGGAGCCAAAGGCGGGCGGCACCGAAGAGUGUCGGGGAGAGUGUUUGAUCCUAAUAAACACUGUGGGGUUUUGGACCCAGAGACAAAGCGGCCUUGCACUCGAUCUUUAACCUGCAAGACUCACUCUCUAACCCAUCGGCGAGCCGUCCCGGGACGGAGGAAAGACUUCGACAUCCUUCUAGCGGAGCAUAAGGGACGGGCGAAGGAGAAGGAGACGGGGCAAAAAAAGGAAGUUCAAGCAGGCAGCCAAUCAGUGCAGGUCACACAGUCACAUGACUCAGCAACCUGCCUAUCCACAAGCUGUACCAAUGCCAAGACCACGCCCACUCUCAAACUGCAGCUGGCCAAUUCACACUUACACAGAGCGUGUAGCGGCGGCGGUGCAGUUGUGUUCAGCUCUGCACCCGUUCCUCCUCCUGAACCUGUGCUCGGCUGGCAGCAGAGCAGCGGAGACGCGCGUCUGUCCAGCGAUGAAGGAGAAACGGACCUCCCCGAGGAGUCUGAGAAGCCACUGUGCCACUAUUCUCCACAGCACCCGCGACCCAUGAGCUGCUGUGCGUUCAGCAGUCGGUUGAUGGGACGGGGGCACUACGUGUUCGACCGGCGGUGGGACCGGGUGCGGCUGGCGCUCCACUGCAUGGUGGAAAAACACGUCAACUCUCUCAUGUGGAGGAAAGUCCCCCUAGCAGUGGAGAGCAUGACGAGCCCGACUGAAGUUUCUCCCCUUGGCUCUCCGUUUGUCCCCAACCACACGCUGGCGGCUCCUCUGGACGGCGUCUCCAUGGUCUCGUACUCCACCUCUUUCUCUCAUAACGGCGCUGGGGUUUUCUGCAUCCGGGACCCUGGACCCGGACCCAGACCACAGCGGAAUAAACCAGCCAAGCUGCCCAAAGCCUCAGGGGACGGAACGGGACCUAAAAAGCGGAAAGCGCCUCCAGCCUCUGAGUCACGAAAGAGCGGGAACAGCUACCAUCUGCCACUGGGUGCGGCGCACAUCAGUAACGGGACGGCGGCCCUCAGCGUGCGGGCCAAGCCGCGGCCAGGGGCCCCGGGGCCAAGGGAGCAGGACAGGUACGGGAGCGUGGAGCUGUCCCUCCCGCAGGCGCUCACCGGGGAUCAUGGGGGAGUCUCGUCCCACAGCCCGCUUCCCUACGGAUCCUCCAAUGGGAGGAAGAGGAAGAGCUCUGGAUCGAGCACCAGCAGUGACAAACCCAGCAAAAGCACCAAAUCCACAGCACUGGACGGGAUAUUCAGGAAGAGCAGCAGCAGUUUGCUGUCGUCUGUCGCUGAAUCUCCCCACAGCGCCCUCCCCAGACAGCCCAAGGUCCCUCACUGAUGCAGUGUGAGUUUGAGAAGAGUUCGGGACGUCCUGUGAGGGCUGUAGACGCGGGAUGCCAGCACUGUGUCUGUCCUGCCUUGAUCCCACCGCUGCCUCUUAUCCCGCUACGGUUGAGUCGCAUCCUUCGCGCCCUCCUUUCCUACAGGGCUUCUUCUGUUCUGUUCCCAUUAGAAAUAAAUGCUUCAUCUGCCAGUUUAUCGAAGAAUGAUUUCUCACGUUUCCUUCAGUCUCAUGCAGAUUCAGAUUUUGAUUUAACCAGUACACAACACAUUUCAGACAUUCAGCGAUAUGGAGUUUUAUUUUUAUUUUCACGUAGAUGGGGACAACAUGAAGGAAAACCCUUCAGACUCAACCGUGUCGAUCUAAAGUGCACUUAAUUUCGAGUCUACGUAAAAAGGAGGGGAAAAAUGUUUCAAACAAGGGAAUAUUUUACAGACGCUUUUUCGGCAAGUUGUAUUUUUCUAAAUUGGAUGAAUUCAGGUUUUUGAGUAUUUGUUUUUGACACAAGUAUUUGUCGAUUUAAAAACAAAAAAAGAAGCCAGGACUCACACCCCUGUGGUAAAGCAACUUUAACCGGUGAUGAAUUUUGUAUGAUAAUUUAUCCUUUAUUAAUUUUCUAACUGACCUGAUUAGUGAUUCACACGUUGAGCAGAAGUAUAUUUGUAUGCCAUUUUAAAGGUUUAAAGUAUUAUAGAGACCCUAUUGUUGGAAAUGUGUGUACAUAUCUUUUAUUAUAAUUGUUUUGUUUUGUAUUUAUUGUUAGCGUCUCUCAGAGGUUCAAGGAUUUAGUGGUUUCUCUCUUCCUCAGUCAUAUGUAUCUUCAUAGACCUAAAAAUGGUUGGUUAUGAAAGGGCCUUGCAUCGCUUGCAUUUUCCAUUUAUACUCUUUGAUUAUGUUUUUAAGGAAUACUAACUGAAAUGAUGAUGUACCCACAGGAUCCCAGUCUUUCAAGACUUUUCUAGAGGAAAGGUACAUUGCUGUGAGCCAGUAUUGGCAGUCGGCCGAGGUCUGUUGCCAAUUUUGUUUUUUAAAGAUGUUGUUAGGUCAUACGUGCACCUUUUAGUGUUUGACCAUCAGAAAUGAAGACCUUCUCAAAGAGUUAACGGAGAAAUGUUUGCUGUUUACUCUGUAUUUGCACUACCGUUUUAUUUUUAUUCAGCAAGGACUCUUAAUUGAUCAAAAGUGGCAUUUAUAAUGUGACAAAAAUAAACUAAAUAUUCCUCAAAGAAUCCACAAAAAUAUGAAGCAGCAAAACUCUUUUCAACAUUGAUAAUAAUCAGAAAUUUUCAGCAUAAUAGACCCUUUUUCUGUUAGUAAACAUUGUGACGUUUUUUCUGUGGGCGGGGCUUAGCUGGAGGCAGAAAGAUUCCACUGACUGCUUCACUAACGCUAGCUAUGAAGUUUGUUUACCUUGUUUUUUUAACAACGGCUGGAGAAAAUCCGAUUUUACCUGCAUAUGUAAGGUCACUCACUGUGCAGGACCAUGAUCGUUAUUGAAAUAAGUUAACUUUAACGGACAAAGUCAAAUUGGCCGACCCUAUGCUCAUGGAUGGACGAUCUGACAGGAUUACCUGCGAUUGAGUGACUCGAGUCGCAUAUAACGUUAGAGAAACCUAAGAGAAACUCACCUGUGUCUAUCUAGUCAUGAAGAUGUACAUAUAUUUCAAGUUCAGCGGGCUAUUUUUACAGCUAACGUUACGUGAGAGUGAACUGGGCCAAAAUACAAAAAGUUAAACAUUCAAUGUGAUGAAUGUUUAUUUAUAUAUUUUAAAGUAUAUACAUCCUGUAAAUUAUGUAAGUUAAGUUUACAAUACUUUACAUACAGUACAUUUAAAGGAAGAUGUGAAUAGUUUCUAGAAAUAAAAAUUCCAGAAAUUAAUUUUGAACUUUCUGUAUUUGAUUAUUAUUUCUUACUAAGUUCUUAGAAAGUCCAGCCACUAUCAAUCACAAAAAUGUAUAUUACAGAUGAUUAAGCAUAUAAAUCGUCAGUUUGUUGUUUUACACACAUGCACACAUACAUUAUUUCAUAGUUGUGAGAUGCAUAAGAAAUCUUUAGACACGUAAGACAAACCAUAAUCCAUAACAACAAAAGACAAUACUUUAUUUAACCUUUUCUGAUAAGAAGUGUGUGCUGCAAACGCGAGCAUUUUUGACAAUCGUUUCUGUCCAGUCCGCUCGUUGUAUCUCGUUUAACCACAGCUGUCGUCGGUUUUUUGUCUGGGAGUGGCAGCAGGUAUGAGAUAAAAUUUCAAAUUGGAGCCUGUACUACGUCGAUUCUUGCAUCCAACAUCAAAACAAGAUGAUAUUUUAAGCUCCUUAUGUAGCCGAAUCUGCGCUGUUUUGAAUGGGCCGCCUCCAGUUUUCUCUUUGUUUUGCCUCCAGCUAGCGCGGUGACGUAAUCGUGAUGUCGGCGCAAAAAGGGUCUAUAGAAUGAUUUCUGAAGGAUCAUGUGACACUGAAGAAAAUUCAGCUUUGCAUCACAGGAAUAAAUUAGAUUUUAAAAUAUAUUCAAAUGGAAAACAGUUUUUUAAAGUUGUAAUAAUAUUUCACAAUUGCACUGUUUGAACUGUAUUUUUUUAUCAAAUAAAUGCAGCCUUGGUGAACAGGAGAGACUUCUUUCAAAAACAUUAAAAAUCUUACAUAUCCCAAAUAUUUUUGAACGGCAGUGUAAGUGUUCCUGGCCUAAUUUUGCAUAAUUUCUAAGCAUUAUAAUAAAUUAUAUGGCAAUAAUGUGUCACCAUGAUAACUUUUAAAAAAGAAAGUCCCACUGAAUUUCGCUGAAUAUUCAAUUUUACACUGAAAAUGCAACAGUAAAAUGGAUUGUAAAUGGCAUUUCAUGUUGACAUCAAAGAUGAAGUGCAAAGAAUUGCACAGAAUUGCAAAAUAAUGAUUAUUUCCAAACAGGUUUCCAGAUCAUUGUGGUUUUGCAUUGAAACAUUUUUCAUAAUUUACAAUUCAGCUCCAUUUCCUCUUGUUUAAUCUCUGAGAAGCUCUUCAUUACUAGCAUAAGAAUCUUAAUAUUUAAAGGAACAGUUCACCCAAAAAAGAAAAUUUUCUGAAAAUGUACUCCCUUUCAGGCCAUCCAAGAUGUAGAUGAGUUUGUUUCUUCAUCUGAUUUGGAGAAAUGUAGCAUUACAUCACUUGCUCUCCAAUGGAUCCUCUACAGUGAACGGGUGCCGUCAGAAUGAGAGUUAAAACAGCUGUAUUUGGACUUGUAUUUUAGUCGAAGCAAUGGUUUCAAGUUAAAGAUUUCUUAAUGAUGGAUUUGUUUCUCACAAACACGCAGCUUUUCACUUCACAAGAUGUUAACUGAUGGUCUGGAGUGGUGUAGAUUACUUGUGGAUUAUUGUGAUGUUUUAUCAGCUGUUUGGACUCUCAUUCUGACGGCACCCAUUGAUGGAAUGCUACAUUUCUCCAAAUCAGAUGAAGAAACAAACUCAUCAACAUCUUGGAUGGCCUGAGGGUUUUCAGCCAAGUUUUGUUUGAACUAUUCCUUUAAGGAGCCACAACUCCUGUAAAGGUCCCUUUUUGCACUUUUUGUUGUUUUUUGUUGGAUUUGAGUACUAUUUUAUUUAUAAAAAGUAUUGAUAUAUGAAUUUAUAAGGAGAAAUAAUCAUGUAUAGUUGUUCUGACUGUGCAAAGACAAUACGCUCUGUGAACCCAGCUUGUGUUUGCUGUGACGGCUCUUUACCCCUGAUUAUUACCGUGUUGCCUUGCUGCCAAUGCGAAACUGUCCAUAGGUCAGCUACCAGAGCUAGAAACCAACCCCGGAUCCCUUCCACACCAUCUUUUAUGCGUGAAGUGCUUCCAUAUGGAUUUGGCGCUGUAAUGUUUUGACGUCAAGUGGCGGUGAAGUUCCCCAAUCCACACCACGUCUUUAUCAUCACGAAGAAGAAAACUGCCUGGAUGAGGAUGUUCGGUUACAUGUUAUGCCUUUUCCCAUUGCACAUCAAUCAUUAGAAAUUUUUCUGUGGAAUUAUUGACAUAAUAAUAUAUAUAUUUUUUCAGAAUAGCGUGAAGGACCACUUAAGUAAUCCGAAUGAAUCCGAAUGAAAUUGUAAUGCGGACAAAAUCUGAUCAUGGUACCACUUUUGACCUUAUGGCUCUUUCUUUUGGUCCAAUAGUGCCACAAAUCUCUAUGUACUACAGUUCAUCGACGUUGAACUGUAACUAAGCUAUGAAGUAUUAUUAUUAUACAGCAGGUCCUUGUAAACACAUCCCUCUUGUAGAAAUUAAUGAAUGUCACCAUGGCAUAGCAGUGCAAUUUCUAUUUAUAUCUUUUUAUUUCUUUUUAUUUUCUCUCUUUUAAUUUUUUAUAUAUUUUUAUUUCUUUAUUAUUAUUAUGGAAGCCCAUUUCCUUCAUGGAAUUAUUAUUUUUUAUUUUUUUUGCAAUGCUGACUAUCGUAAUUCUGAGUAUAUAUCUCACAAUUCGGAUUUUGUUCAGAGAAAAAAGUGUCAAAUUGCGAGAUAUAAACAAAAAAAAAUCAGACUUUUUGUCUCAAUUCUCACAGUUCUCUUUUUUUUUUUUUUUUUUUUUUUGCAAUUGCGAGUUUAUAUCUUGCAAUUCUGAGAAAAAAGUCAGAAUUGUGAAAAAAAAAAAAUGUUGCAGUUAUGGGUUUCCAUAAUAUAUAUAUAUAUAUAUAUAUAUAUAUAUAUAUAUAUUUAUUUUGAUGUUUUUAAUUUUUGUUUUGUAGUUUUCAUUUUGCUUUUUUUAUUUCUAUAUUUUUAUAUUUACUUUUAUUUGUUUUGUAGUUUAAAAUUUUGCUUUUUAUUGUUUUUUGUUAUUUUAUUUUUAUUCUUUUUUCUUUCUUUUUUAGUAGCUUAAUGGCUGAUUUCACAAAGAAUGGCGUGAGAUUCCAAUCCUCAUUGGUUUAAUUUGAAUAUUUAUAUAUUGUAAGCUACAUUUUCGGUUACACAUUGAACUCAAAACCCCACAGAGUUUUCUGUGAAAGACACAUGCGGCUUGCUUCCACGUCAAGGAAAAUGCCUGAAGCAAUAUGAAUUAAUUCUGUAAUGUUCUCCAUUCUGUUCAGUUCGUCUACUGAUAUGUAUUGUUGCAUGUGUGCAUACUACUACUUUGCCAUUAUUAGUGAAUGUCAUUGCUAACUAGAUGGUUUGUCAUAACACUGCACAAAGCAGCCCUGUUAAUGAGCUUAUUCCCAACCACAUCACCUGUCCACUUUUCCUCUCACAGAUGCUUAUGUUGUAGAUGUAUUAUAGCCACACCUUCAGUGCUUCGAUGUGACCCAGCCAUAACAAUUGUAAAGAUUUCGAAGGCCUUAUUUUUAUACCUGGACUCUUCGUACAGAAUCUCUAAAUCUGACAUAAGAGGUGUUAAUAGGCAUUUCUCUCAUUCCUAAGUCGAGCUCCUGUGUCCUUUAUACAGUUUGUGUCCUGUUGGCCCAUGUGUUCUCAAUGAUAUAGACGUGUAUUUUCAGGUUUGAUGAUAUUUUGCAUUUCAGCUGUUACAGAAAUACAUUUUUCUUACCUGCU
Molecule: messenger RNA, 7811 nt
Organism: Onychostoma macrolepis
Lineage: Eukaryota; Metazoa; Chordata; Actinopteri; Cypriniformes; Cyprinidae
Gene: atxn7l1
Product: ataxin 7-like 1
Exons: 12
Coding region: 369-2315 (648 amino acids)
Source: RefSeq, a predicted model, not a curated record